CGAAAAAUGUUAAGAGAACUAAAUAACAAAUAUCUUGGAUUGUAUCAUACUUUUUAAAUAUAAGCAUUUACCUUAAAGUAAAAAGCAUUAAUUUAUAAGCAAAAUUAAAUUUUGAAAAUUUUUAAGUAAACUAAUUUUGAUGGUGCAUUUAUUUUAAAAUUAAAAAUGGGUGGAUUAUUUAGUUAUUUUCGAGGAUUAUUAGGAUCACGAGAAAUGAGAAUUUUAAUAUUGGGGUUAGAUGGUGCCGGCAAAACUACAAUAUUGUAUAGACUUCAAGUAGGAGAAGUUGUAACAACAAUUCCAACUAUUGGUUUUAAUGUUGAAUCAGUUACAUAUAAAAAUUUAAAAUUUCAAGUAUGGGAUUUAGGAGGGCAAACAAGUAUUAGACCAUAUUGGCGUUGCUAUUACAGUAAUACAGAUGCAAUAAUCUAUGUUGUUGAUUCAGCUGAUAGAGAUCGUAUAGGAAUUUCAAAAGAUGAAUUGUUGCAUAUGUUAAAAGAAGAAGAGCUGGCAGGCGCUAUUUUAGUUGUAAUGGCCAAUAAACAAGAUACCGAGGGUUGUAUGUCAGUUGCCGAAGUUCAUUCUGCAUUGGGCCUAGAAAACUUAAAAUUUCGAACAUUUCAAAUAUUUAAAACAUCUGCGACGAAAGGCGAAGGUUUAGAUGAGGCAAUGGAAUGGUUAUCAAAUGCUUUAAAAACUAGGAAAUAGUCUAGUUUAAAUUUAUAUACCUGUAUACUUAUACUAUAAAUAAACAUACAUAUUAUAAAUCAAUAAAAAAUAAUUUUGUAAUUCAAAAAAAUCCAGUAAAUAAUGUAAUUGUUAUUUAAAUUUACUCUAUAUUGUUUUUUUGUUUUUAUUAUAAAAGUUAUAUUAAUAUAAUCGAAACGUACUAAAAAUUGUACAUUUUUAAAAAAUGUAGUUGUAAUAUACUUAUAAUUAAAUUAGAAUAAAUAAUAUUUAAACAUUGGCAGAAUUUUUCAAAAUUGGUAAAAACUUACUUACCUUCAUGUACAUGAAUUUAAGACAAUAAGUCGUUUUUCAAAACAUUAUCACAAUUAUUUGGUAGUUGAAUGUUUUACUUUUGAUUAUUUAUUUAAAAUUCAUGAUUAGAAAAUUAUAUAGCUAAUAUUUUUGG
Messenger RNA from Condylostylus longicornis, 1135 nucleotides. RefSeq names its product ADP-ribosylation factor-like protein 1. The record is from RefSeq and is a predicted model, not a curated record. Gene Ontology annotation, biological process: intracellular protein transport; vesicle-mediated transport. Gene Ontology annotation, cellular component: cytoplasm; Golgi apparatus. Lineage: Eukaryota; Metazoa; Arthropoda; Insecta; Diptera; Dolichopodidae. The transcript has a single exon. The coding region runs from base 166 to 708 and encodes 180 amino acids. Gene Ontology annotation, molecular function: GTPase activity; GTP binding.